UAAAGAAAAAUACGUGGUAUGUAAUAUAGCUCACAGAUUCGGCCGAAAGUGUGAAGGACGAAAGUGCAAACGCUGAGGUUUGGGUUCCGUUUUGGGCUCCCUGUGGCUCCAGGUAGAAGUGGAGCGACGCUAGAAUGAGUGCUAGGAUGGCAACGGUUAUGCCUGUGAGUCUGCGUGGUGCCUCACAAAUGUGUGCGGAGGUGGUGUUGACCGAGAACCUCAGUGGCCCGGGUUCCGAGGGCCCACAAGCCCUCACCAGGCCCCGCUUCUCCCCAGUGAAACCCAGGGCUCCCGGAAACCUCACGGUUAACGCCACCGACUCCCACACGUGGCAGCUGGCCUGGAGCGACCCGUACCCUCCCAAUGGUAGUCUGCACGCCAAGCUCUUCUACCUGGUCAACAUUUCAAAUGAAGACGACCCCACGGAGUUCGUAGUCAGUAAUGUGACCUACAGGGAGCACACCCUCCGCGUCCCAGCCAGCACCCUGAAGCCCGGGGCCCUCUACAGCGCGCGGGUGCGGGCCUGGGCUCCGAGCUACAACAGCCUGUGGAGCGAGUGGAGCCCCCGCGCCCAGUGGCUUAACGACUACGAGUGGCCCUGGGAGCAGCACCUCCCACUUGCCGUCGGCAUCUCCUGCAUCAUCAUCAUGGUCGUCUGCCUGUCCUGCUACUUCAGCAUCCUCAAGAUUAAGAAGGAAUGGUGGGACCACAUCCCCAGCCCAGCCCACAGCUCCCUCAUGGCUGUUGUCAUCCAGGAGCCUCAGGUGCCACUGCCGGGGAAGAGGUCCGGGGGCCAGGAACCAGCCAAGUGCCCGUACUGGAAGACGUGUCUGACGAAGCUCCUGCCCUGCUUACUGGAGCCUGGCGUGGAGAGGGGUGACGGUUCCUCCCAGGCGGCCAGGAGCGGGCCUGUCCAGGGCCCUGGGAAACCAGCCUGGCGCCCCGUGGAGGUCAGCAGCGCGGUCCUCUGCCCGGAGAGCAUCAGCGUGGUGAAGUGCGUGGAGCUGCUCGAGGCCCCGGUGCAGAGUGAGGAGGAGGAGCCGGUGGAGGAAGAUGGAGGGAGCUUCUGCCCCUCGCCUGAGAGCAGCGGGGGCGGCUUCCAGGAGGGCAGGGCGGGCAUCGCGGCCCGGCUGACGGAGAGCCUGCUCCUGGACCUCCUUGGGGGCGCGGAGGGGGGCUUUUGCCCGCCAGGCUCGGGGGAGCCCUGCCUUCUUCCUCCGUCAGCAGGUGUGAGUGCUCAGAUGCCUUGGGCUGAGUUACCAGGUGAGGCGCCUCAGGAGGCCUCACUGCGGGGCAGUGGGCAGCCUUUUGACCCAGAGCUGCUCCCAGCCACUCGGACGCAGAGCCCAGCCUGUCCGGCUGUCGCAGAGCUGCCCGCAGCCACCAUCACCGACAACCCCGCGUACCGCAGCUUCAGCAGCUUGCUGCGCCCGCCCUCGGGUCCUGGAGAGCUGGACUCAGACCCACAGCUGGCCGAACGCCGGGAGGACGGGGACCCCAACGUCCUCUCUGCUCCCUGGGGCUCUGAGCCACCCGUUGCGCUCCAACCUGAGCCGGAAACCUGGGAGCAGGGCCUGCGGUGGAGCGUCCUCCAGCACAGGGCGGCCGCCCCCGCCUCGGCGCCCGGGGACUACCGGCAGUUCGCGCAGGCGGUGAGGCAGGGCUGUGCCCAGGGCGGCGAGGCGGGCGGCCCUUCCGGAGAAGCCGGGUACAAGGCCCUCUCUAGCCUGCUGGCCAGCGGUGCCGUGUGCCCAGCGCCACCUGGGGUGGAGGCCAGCAGUGGGGAGGGGGGCUACAGGCCCUUCCAGGGCCUCACUUCUGGCAGCCCUGGGGUGCCUGCCCCUGUCCCCCUGUUCACCUUUGGGCUGGACAUGGGACCACCUCCCAGCCCUCAGAACUCGCUCCUCCCCAGCGGCUUCCCGGAGUGCCCGGGUCUGGAGCCAGUGGUGUGGGGAGAGGACAGCCAGAAGCGCCCGCUCGCCCUGGAGCAGGCCACGGCCCCCCUCGGGGACGACCUGGGCAGCUGCAUCGUCUACUCGGCCCUCACCUGCCACCUGUGCGGCCACCUGAAGCAGUGUCACGGCCAGGAGGAGCGAGGUGAGGCCCACGGCGUGGCCCCCCGCUGCUGUGGCUGUCGCUGUGGAGGCAGCUCCGAGCCCCUGGGGCGCCCCCUGCCAGGCGGGGUUCUGCUGGAGGCCAGCCUCCCUCCGGCCUCCCUGGCACCCUUGGGUGUCUCAGAGGAGGGCAAGGCCCCCCUGUUCUUCCAGCCAGGCCCCAGCCAUGCUCAGAGCUCAAGCCAGACCCCCCAAAUGGUGGCCAUGCUCUCCACGGGGCCCACAGGCAUGAGUGCGUCCUAGGUGUGCGCCCCGUUGCUGUGUGUGCCUCGGCCCUGCCUGUGAAACACCCCCACCGCCCCCCGGAGGGGAGCCAGGCUGGCGUGGCUGAGACUCAGAGAAGCCCAUGUGAAGUGAGGCUGUCAGACCCCGGGCCACAGAGGCUGGACCCUGUCCUCAACACUGACGGAGGGAGGUGUGGGCCGCGGGCCAGGAGGUGCGGGAGUGGGGAGCCACCUGCAGGCCCUGGAGGCUCCGGGCACCUGGGCUGUGAGCGAGCUGUUGGCCUCUUGAUCAGUCCACGCUUCUCCGCGCACUGCCCCUGUCACGCCGCCCAAGGCCUGCUUGUCCACCUGGUCACUCGGUUGCCCAUGUCUUGCCCGGCCCCGGGACUAGCUGCUGCCAUGUCACUGGACUGGACGCUGAGCCUAGGAACUAACCCAGCAACGGGGACGCAUUGGGAGCUUUGGGGGACGGAUGGGAAAUCCGGGUCCCGGAGGCGUGGUGAUCAGCCCAGAGGUGCCAUCCAUUCAACAGCUCCAUUAGGUGAACAGGAGCAGGAUCUGGGCUGUGGAGGGCGCUUAGCCAAGCAGGGGUACCAGAAGCACACGAAAAACGGUGAUUACCACGCAGUGACAGUUUGCUGGGGGCCCUGGUAGGUGUGGGAUCCCCAGAAUAAACACACCCAGCUACCUUGGGCCGGUCUGUGCCUCGCAGACACCGUGGCUGGCAGCCACAGAGACCAGAGGGAGAGCUUCGCCCUGAGAUCCGGCUGAGCGGGGCGUUCCAGACGCCGACACCAGGCACCUUUUGCCUGCACGCUGGCCCGGACUGCACGCUGAGUAAUGUGUGUGUGUGUGUUUGUGUGCGUCCCAAAGAUUGUUGAAACCUAAUAUUUGUAUUUGCUGAGGAGGCUGGAAUGGGAGGGGGUGGAGUUUUAUAUAAGUAAAGGUUCUUUAUCUCUUUUUUUACUUAUGAAACAAGCCUACUGCCAUUGUGA
Myotis lucifugus (little brown bat) is the source of this 3333-nucleotide messenger RNA. RefSeq names its product interleukin-4 receptor subunit alpha-like. Gene Ontology annotation, biological process: cytokine-mediated signaling pathway. The coding region runs from base 135 to 2357 and encodes 740 amino acids. NCBI's taxonomy places the organism in Eukaryota, Metazoa, Chordata, Mammalia, Chiroptera, Vespertilionidae. The transcript is spliced from 6 exons. The record is from RefSeq and is a predicted model, not a curated record. Gene Ontology annotation, cellular component: external side of plasma membrane; membrane. Gene Ontology annotation, molecular function: cytokine receptor activity; protein binding.